This is a messenger RNA of Solanum stenotomum, 534 nucleotides long. RefSeq lists its product as uncharacterized. The record is from RefSeq and is a predicted model, not a curated record. The transcript is spliced from 2 exons. NCBI's taxonomy places the organism in Eukaryota, Viridiplantae, Streptophyta, Magnoliopsida, Solanales, Solanaceae. The coding region runs from base 127 to 519 and encodes 130 amino acids.
ACCUUAGAAAUCGAUUCCAUAUUUCAAUUGGUCAUGAUACCACCCUAUCAAGACGAAAGUUGCAAGUUCGAGAUUUAUCAGUCCAGACGAAUUCAAUAAACACAUCAAUAUAAAUCUCGUACAACAAUGAGAUUGACAUUAAUAAUUGUUAUUUUCCUUCUUCACAUCCAUCUUCUUCAUGCUUUCUCCUUAUCUUCUCGAUUUCUCCGUCCUCGAGUGCAUGUGGAUGAUGAAAUUGUGACAAUCGAUAAACGUGGAGGUGGCGCAGCUAGUGGGCACGCUAGUGCCCACGGCAGCUCGUCCGGAGGACGAGCAUCACGCGGUGGGGGAUCAACAAGGUCACCUUACAGUAGUACUGCUGGUGUAAUUCCAGUGUAUGCAGCAGGAGCUAUGAACCAUCACAAUAAUAAUGUUAAUAGAAGCCAUCGCCAACCAAAUGACGGAAUUACCCUCAAUUGCAUUUGUUUUUCUACUUUAGUUUUCAUCGUUUGUAGCAUAAUUGUUAAUAUGAUUUUGUAAUUAUAUAUGGUAUAU